This is a messenger RNA of Brugia malayi, 216 nucleotides long. RefSeq lists its product as uncharacterized. Lineage: Eukaryota; Metazoa; Nematoda; Chromadorea; Rhabditida; Onchocercidae. The transcript has 3 exons. The record is from RefSeq and is a predicted model, not a curated record. The coding region runs from base 1 to 216 and encodes 71 amino acids.
AUGGAUAAUUUAAGUUUAAUAGAGAAAGAAAGAUUUGUAGAUUUUGUUAUGUGGAAGGAUCGAAUGAAAUUGAUUGGCUUAGACCUUGUAAAUGUUCUGGUUCAAUGUUAUGGGUUCAUAAGCAAUGUUUUAAUUUUUGGUUGGGAAAAGCGUCUGGAAGAAGCAAAAUACAAUGUCAAAUAUGCAAAUUCAGAUAUAAGAAAUUAUUGCUUUUGA